AUAUCGUCUCAAUUUGGGACUGAGUAAAACUUUUCCCCAAAUGUUGACAAAUAGGCAGGGGAUGAGUAAAUGAGUAAUAUAGGAAUCGGAAGAAGGGGGGUAUGACUGCUCUUUUCCUUGUUGUCCGAAAUCUGCGUUAUAUUCACCCUUGGCAGAUGGCUCUGCAGAUUGGUGAGGCAACCAAAAUUCCAGAUAUAGAAAAAAAGUUAAUUGCAUUAAUAUUCGAUUUUAGGGUUUAGCAAUCCCUUAUAAUCCAUGCAAAAGCGCUUUGCAUUUUACUUUUUAUUCUUCAAUUCCCCAGUUCGUUCCCCUGCUGAAUAUAUAAGACCCAUUUUUCUGGGUACUGCUUCGAUUUUUGCCCUCUUGAGCCAUUUUCAUUUUAUAUGUUUGGCUUGUCAGAGAAUGAGAAGAUGAAUACACCUGGAGCUAAUUAUUGGAAAGGGAAUGCCAACGGAGCAAGUGGCCAUGACAGCUUUUAUGACUUGCUCAGUAUUCUGGAUUUUCCGAUGGAGAGUUUGGAAGGGGAAGGCUCUAAUGACGGUGGGGAUACUGUCCCUUCUGAAGAUGCAUAUUUUAACUUGUAUCCAUUCCCCCAAGCAUAUUUUCAGAAUGGCUCAUUGGACGGGGUGUUCAAGAAGGCUUAUAAGGAGGAGAGUACCUCCCAGGAAAAUCAGGUGUUGAAUCUUGUUGAAGACCCAUCUGGUGGAGCACCUGCCCCUCUCACGGAGACCUCAUCAGAAGAAACGAUGCUCAUAAGCCCCGACUCUAGCAUCCUCUUUCCCGACUUUAUGGUCCCUGUUCGUAAACGGUCAAAACGCUCCAGAUCCCCAAACGUUAAUCGAUGGAAAUUGAUUGCUCCCAUAUUUUGUACUUCAGCUCCAUUCAGAAAUACUUCGGUACUUUCUGGCAUCCAAAUGGACCCACCGAGUCCCAAAAAGAUGAAAAAGAGAGUGCUGUCACGGAAAUCGAUUCCUGUGAAGGAUGGUAGAGGGCCAGGAGUGAAUGGUUCCGUUAGAGAAUGUACACACUGUCAUGUAAAAACGACGCCACAGUGGAGAGAGGGCCCAUUAGGGCGCAAUACUCUAUGCAAUGCCUGUGGAGUCCGAUACCGUACUGGGCGGCUGUUUCCGGAGUAUCGACCGGCAGCUAGUCCAACCUUUGUUCCCUCUGUACACUCAAACUUGCACAGGGAAGUCCUUCGAAAGAGAAGGAAAACUCUGAUUGAAGAUGAGGAAAUUCAGCAUGGUUAAGUGUUGUAUUUGGGGGCAUUGCGAGUUAGAGUUGGAAAGGAUGUUGAUUAGUGACCAAAUUUGUUUUUCAUUUGGCUUAAUUAAUUAAUUUAUUUUGUUUGUUGUGGCAGGAAGUAAAGAAAGACUAGAUUUUAAUUUACUGCCAACUUACAGGUGAAGUAUACAAAAUAAAAUAAUGCUAAAAUGUGGGUACUGUUUUUGUUUGGUUUUACUAUUAUUAUUGUUAUUAUAUAUGAGGUUACAAAAACUAUAUGAGG
Messenger RNA from Cuscuta europaea, 1507 nucleotides. The record is from the annotation of a GenBank genome assembly. NCBI's taxonomy places the organism in Eukaryota, Viridiplantae, Streptophyta, Magnoliopsida, Solanales, Convolvulaceae.